AGAGAGCGCAAAGGGGGGGGGCGGAUUGAGGCCACCAUGGCCCAUUCGCCCGUAGCUGUGCAGGUGCCUGGCAUGCAGAACCACAGAGCAGACCCAGAGGAACUCUUCACAAAACUAGAGCGCAUUGGAAAAGGCUCGUUUGGAGAGGUUUUUAAAGGAAUUGAUAAUCGGACACAGCAAGUAGUGGCUAUUAAAAUCAUAGACCUUGAGGAGGCAGAAGAUGAAAUAGAAGACAUUCAGCAGGAGAUAACUGUGCUAAGCCAGUGUGACAGUCCUUAUGUAACAAAAUACUACGGCUCCUAUUUAAAGGGCACAAAGUUAUGGAUAAUAAUGGAAUAUUUAGGUGGGGGAUCAGCUCUGGAUCUUCUACGGGCUGGCCCAUUUGACGAGUUCCAGAUUGCUACAAUGCUGAAGGAAAUCUUGAAAGGUCUUGAUUAUCUACAUUCAGAGAAGAAAAUCCACAGAGAUAUUAAAGCUGCCAACGUGUUGUUGUCGGAGCAAGGGGAUGUCAAGCUUGCAGAUUUUGGGGUUGCUGGGCAACUUACAGAUACCCAGAUUAAGAGGAAUACCUUCGUAGGCACACCAUUUUGGAUGGCCCCCGAAGUCAUUCAGCAGUCGGCCUAUGACUCAAAAGCUGAUAUUUGGUCUUUGGGAAUCACCGCAAUCGAACUAGCCAAAGGAGAGCCACCCAACUCAGACAUGCAUCCAAUGCGAGUUCUGUUUCUCAUUCCCAAAAACAAUCCUCCAACCCUAAUAGGAGAGUUCAGCAAACCCUUUAAAGAGUUUAUUGAUGCAUGUCUGAAUAAGGACCCAACAUUUCGUCCUACAGCAAAAGAACUCCUAAAGCACAAAUUCAUUCUGAAAAAUGCCAAGAAGACCUCUUACCUGACAGAACUUAUUGAUAGGUUCAAGAGAUGGAAAGCGGAAGGACACAGUAGUGAUGAAACAGAUUCUGAUGGUUCUGAUUCGGAGUCUAGCAACAAGGAGAAUAAUUCUCACCCAGAGUGGAGUUUUACUACAGUUCGGAAGAAACCAGAUGCCAAGAAACUGCAGAAUGGAACAGACCAAGAUCUUAUGAAAACCCUGAGCUGUUUAACAAUGAUAAUCACACCUGUGUUUGCUGAGCUUAAACAGCAGGACACCAAUAAUGCUAACAAAAAGAAAGCAAUUGAAGAACUUGAAAAAAGCAUCAAUAUGGCAGAAGCUGCAUGUCCGGGGAUCACAGAUAAGAUGGUGAAGAAACUUAUGGAGAAAUUUCAGAAGUUUUCUGUUAAUGACUCCUAAAGAAACUUUGUCACUGAUUGCUGUUCCACACGGACCCAGUAUAGCCCACCAAAACCUACUAUAAGCUUGGCAAUGCUUUUGCUCAUGAGCUCCUUGUGCCUUUUUGGAUCAUUGCGACAUAUUUAAUGAUCGGGGAUUUGAAAGGACUUACCUCCACUCUUUUGUGAUGGGUAUACCUGCUUUUUUUGUAUUUCCAGGACAUUCUUUUUGUAAAGAGCAACUUUUAAUAUUGUAGUUUUCACCUGUUUAAUCCAAUUUAAAAAACGGUGAGGCGCAGUUUUUGCUUCUAGAUCUAACCAGGGGCUACCAGUUGCCAAUCUCAGUGUGCAGAAUCUUGGGUGUACCUGUUGCUUCAGAUAUCACGGACUGCACCCCUUUUACUUGAGUUCAUAGGAAGUACAUAUGCAGCAAUGUUUUGUUACUCUCCAAAGAAGGGGAUUUUCCAGUCUUACUAUUAUUAUUAUCAUCAUUAUUUGGUAUGCAUAAGUUAUAGCUUUUUCUGAGUCACUAAAAUUAGACUUUAAGAAUAGCUUUUCACAGGAAUAUAUGUGAGAGCACCUUAGACUGUAGGAUGUUGCUGUAGCACCUGCUUGAACACCGUAGUCUCUC
Messenger RNA from Euleptes europaea (tarantolino), 1893 nucleotides. RefSeq names its product serine/threonine kinase 26 (gene STK26). The transcript is spliced from 11 exons. The record is from RefSeq and is a predicted model, not a curated record. NCBI's taxonomy places the organism in Eukaryota, Metazoa, Chordata, Lepidosauria, Squamata, Sphaerodactylidae. The coding region runs from base 37 to 1284 and encodes 415 amino acids. Gene Ontology annotation, molecular function: ATP binding; protein kinase activity. Gene Ontology annotation, biological process: protein phosphorylation.